Molecule: messenger RNA, 2188 nt
Organism: Carya illinoinensis
Lineage: Eukaryota; Viridiplantae; Streptophyta; Magnoliopsida; Fagales; Juglandaceae
Product: amino acid transporter AVT6E-like
Exons: 1
Coding region: 196-1680 (494 amino acids)
Biological process (GO): amino acid transmembrane transport
Molecular function (GO): amino acid transmembrane transporter activity
Source: RefSeq, a predicted model, not a curated record
UCUCCUCCUAAUAAGAAAUCAAAGCCUCUGUUUCUUUCCCUUCGGGUUGACCCUCGGAUCUAGCAUUUCUCCAACCAACCAAUUUUCCAAUCCCAAGCUGCAACUUUUCCGCCAUCUCCAUUCUUUAGUAAGCUUCCUCUUCCCCUUUGAUCUACGAUUUCAAGUUUUUAUUGAACUAGUUUUGUUAUUAUAUAGAUGGAUAGCGCUUAUUCCACUGUGCCCAAAAACUCAUACGUAGAAUUACAAUCCCACAAUGAUUCCCACAGCCCUGGAUCCCCUCCCAAAACCCAUGCCAAAUUACACCCUUUUGAUGAAGAAGGAGGUUUUCUACGUUCUUCCAAGAAUGUGAAUGAUAGUGAUGAUGGUAUUGAUAAUGAUCCUGAUCUUGAUUUUGAUAAUUAUCCUCUUAUCGAUGGCGGGUCUCAAUCUGGGUCUGGAAUUUCUGGGGCCGUCUUCAAUCUAACUACUUCAAUUAUUGGGGCUGGGAUUAUGGCCCUACCGGCGGCAAUGAAAGUGCUUGGAUUGAUUCCUGGAUUUGUGUUGAUAAUCCUGAUGGGCAUUUUAUCGGAAAUUAGCGUCGAGUUGUUGGUAAGGUUUUCGGUGUUGUGUAAGGCCUCGUCCUACGGUGAGGUCGUGCAAUACGCGAUGGGGAGGCCGGCAAGGGUAUUCUUGGAGAUUUGUAUAAUUGUGAACAAUGCGGGCGUGUUGGUGGUGUAUUUGAUUAUUAUGGGGGAUGUGAUGUCGGGGUCAGUUCAUCAUGUGGGAGUUUUUGAUCAGUGGCUGGGGAAUGGGAUCUGGGAUCAGAGGAAGCUGGUGAUUUUGGUUGUGGUGGUGGUGUUUCUUGCACCACUUUGUGUUUUAGAGAGGAUUGAUUCGUUGAGCUUGACUUCAGCUGCUUCUGUGGCUCUAGCCAUUGUGUUUGUUGUGGUUGCCUUUGUUAUUGCAUUUAUUAAGCUUGUUGAAGGGCAAAUCGAGGCUCCGAGGUUGGGUCCGGAUUUUGGGUCAAAGAAGGCUAUUCUGGAUUUACUUGUGGUGAUUCCUAUCAUGACAAACGCUUAUGUUUGUCAUUUCAAUGUUCAGCCUAUAUAUAACGAACUUGAAGGGCGGUCUCCUCAGAAGAUGAACCGGGUGGGGAGGAUCACUACUGCAGUUUGCAUUGUGGUCUACGCCUUUACAGCCAUAUCAGGCUACCUUUUAUUUGGGCAGGGUACCGAGUCUGAUGUGCUGACCAAUUUUGAUAAGGACCUUGGGAUUCGUUUCAGUUCGGCAUUGAACUAUAUUGUCCGGGUGGGAUACAUUCUUCAUUUAAUUCUUGUUUUCCCAGUUGUUCAUUUCUCCCUACGACAAACAGUAGACGCCUUGGUGUUUGAAGGAUCUGCUCCACUGUUAGAGAGUAGGAAGAGAUCUUUAGGUUUGACUGCAGUUUCAUUGGUAAUUGUUUACUUCGGUUCCACUAUGAUUCCCAACAUAUGGACAGCUUUCAAGUUUACGGGUGCAACAACGGCAGUAUCAUUAGGCUUUAUAUUUCCGUCUCUUAUAGCAUUAAGGUUAAGUAAGCAAGGGGGUGGUUUGAGCUCGGGCGAAAAGUUCUUGUCCUGGUUGAUGUUAAUAUUAGCCAUAGUAGUUGGGAUUGUUGGAGUGAUAGGAAAUAUUUAUAGCAUGGAAAGCCACUCCGAAUGAUUCUUUCGAUAGGAAUGUUGGGAUUAGUUUUACUGGGUAUUGAUUUGGAAAUUUUCUGCCCAUUGAUGGGGCAAGGCUUCUUUGUUUAGCGUUCCUUUAUUUCCUAUCUGAUAUGAGAAAUUAAAUGAAAUUGUGAGACUGAUGGAUCUUUGACCAGGGAGGUUUAACAAAGUACAUUACUUCAGCACGUGGUGAUUGAAAGAUCAGAGUGGUCGUUAUAUUCCAGAUACUAUGUAUUUUGACACUGCCGAAGAUCCGUGCAGGUUCAGAUAACAUGUCAGGAAUGCUACGAGGAGAAUCUUCUUGGAUGUAACCUCCACAUGUAAGUUGAGUUGUAAACUUUUCACAUGGAUUGACAUGUCAUGCUUUGCCUUAGUCCCUCCCACGUUUAUUUCUUAACUGGAGAGCCCGUUGUAAGUUGUUUUGUAACUGUAUAGUUCAGAAACAAUACUGCCGUUUUAAUGAACACGUUUACAUUAGCAAGCAUGAUUUUCCGUUCUUGGGCAAA